AUGGCCUGUUCGGAGCAUUUGGAACUGCUGAACGAGGCCCUGCUCAUGUGCUGUCCAACUGCGGAGGUCGCUGUACAUGUGCUCGUACAGAUAGCCGGUUCUACUUAACGCGGCCUCCUCCACAGCAGGCAUGCAUUCAUGUCUGUCUGCUCAAGUACUCGGUUCCUGCAGAGGUUCCUUGGUCAGAGCUAUGAGCUACCAUCAUUCGAGCCAACUCUGGAGCUCCCAGCUCGGCGUGCGCUUUGGACCGCUUGCGAAUUUGCGUCCAGAGCCGGCCACUACUUCGUCUCUUCAUACUUCUGCUCUAGGCGGUGAUGAGGGUCGCACCGACAGCCCCGUAAAUCCAGCUCAAAUAGGCAUAUACUCGACAGAUGUUGCCCAAGAUCCAUUGUCGUCAGUUCCACGCUCAAGAGGCCUUGAUCGGCCGCCCAUAUCUCUUCCACCUCGCCCAACGAGUCCUCCGCGAGCGCCCAUUGCUCUCCCAGAUCCAAAUGGCGCGCCCAUCUCAGAAGAUACCAGCCCAAAAGAGAGCGUUGCGGCGCCUGGAGAUGAAAAGAAGAAGAUUGUCGAGCCACCGUUCACUCCACUAGAGUUCAACAUCUCCAAAAAGGAGUUUCUUGCUGCUCGUGCCGCCGUUCCUGGCACCCCCGAAGCUCACUGGUCAUAUAACAUGUACCAUCGAACUGGUGAGAAUGGGAAGAUCGAUAAUGUUAAGGUGCAUUAUUGUGAGAGCAAGGCCACCACCGAGCGUGUCUGCAAGGAGUAUUUCCUAAACGAAGAUGUCAUCGGGCUUGAUCUGGAGUGGAUGAAGUUCGCAAAGCGGACGGACGGAGCUCGACAAAACGUGUCUCUGAUCCAGAUUGCAAGCCCCAGCCGCAUUGCCUUGAUCCAUGUCGCAGUGUUCUCAGAUAAGGAGGACCUUCUGGGACCAUCAUUUCGCAAGAUCAUGGAUAAUCCCAAUGUGAGCAAAGUCGGCGUCAACAUUGUACCGGAUUGCACGCGCCUCAAAAACCACCUCGGCGUCACUGUUCGGGGUAUCUUUGAGUUGAGCCAUCUCUACAGAGUCGUCAAGUUUCUGCCAGAGCAGCCUAACCUAGUUCACAAAGGACUGGUGUCUCUGGCCACCCAAGUUGAAGACCAGUUACUGCUUCCUUUGUACAAGGGACAGAUGGUCCGAACAGGGAAUUGGAUGAGACGGCUGAGCACUCAGCAAAUUGACUAUGCGGCGUCGGAUGCCUAUGCCGGCCUUCAGCUUUAUUAUGUACUUGAGGAGAAACGAAAGGCGCUCGUCCCUUGCCCUCCUAGACCACAUCACGCGGAACUGCGACUACCUAUUCCACUUCCUGAACCUCCAGCUCCUCCAGUUGUUGAGAAAAAAGACGACGAGGAUGCUACUGCAGUAAUAGAUCCGACAGCAACAACUUCUACAGAUGCAACGGCUUCCAUACCUAAACCUAGAGCUCCCAAGCCUAGAGAUCGCAAACCCAAAACUCAAUCACCAGAAACUUCCUUAUCGAAGAUUCCAGCCACAGAAGCUUCAGCCUCGGGCGAAUCGGCCCCAAAGCCUGCAAAGGCAAGAUCGAGACCACGCCCGCCAAAGGCCCAAGACAAUAGAGACGCGCGGAUCAUUGCGGCCGAGGCAGAAAUGAAGGCAUAUAACGAGGCCUAUACUGCUGCCAAUGCGACUUGGCCGAUCACAACCCCUGUCCGCCUCAGGGCGUACUACAUCUGGUAUCGGAAUGAAGACCUUUGUCCUGCCGAUAUCGCUGCGCUCUUAAGAGACCCACCGCUGCUAACUACCACUGUUGCGGCGUAUAUUGUAGAUGCGAUACAGACGGAGAAGCUUCCCUAUCCUGCACCCAGACUACACAAGGAAGUGGUGUGCCAUAUAGACCUUGAGAAGCCGUACAUGUACAAGUUUAGGUCCUUCGUUCAAGAGUGUUCAAAAGCAGUAAAAGAGCUGAAGCGAGACAACGAGGAAACGAAGCAAACGGAAAUGCAACAAGACAAGAAGUAGCAACGGAUAGACUUAGCGUGUAGAUUAAUAUUGUAGCCUUGGUAUAUUCAAAUUUGAGACACGAUUCUAAGGAAAUUUACAUCUAUGAAGCCAGCAGCCCGUUGCCCCGAUUGAUUUGAACCUUCUUGUCCUCUCCUCCGCUCACGAUUCCCCAUGUCUUGUCCCACACCACGCUCAACACCUUGGCGCCGUCUCCAGCAGGAGGCAGCUUCUUGCCCUUCAACCACUCUCUUCCGAUGGUGUAGACUGGUUCGCUAACGCUGCCGCCGCCCUCUUCGGACGACGCGAGCCGGACGCUACGCAGAUCCCAGACGCGGCACGUACUGUCGUGUGAGCCAGAAACCAGCGAGUAGUCGUUUUCCGGGGAGGGAGCCACCGAAACAACCAUGUUGACGUGGCCUCGGAGGGUCAUGGCGGCGGUUGCGGCAGCAGACUCCCUAGGGUCCAGCAGGGUGAUGUGUCGUGCCGAAGAACCAGCGGCCACCAGCGAUGCACCGGGCAGUGCCGUUGCGCAAAGAAUGGGGUGCAUAGUGGUUAGGCGAGACACCUCUCGCUGUGUUGUAAGAUCGAUCGUCUUGACCGUGUGGUCCAAGGACGCAGAGUAGGCGACGGUCGAGUCCUUGGGAUGGAAGACGGCGGCAGUGACGGCCUCGUCGUGCAGAGGAAUCAUUGCAAGGGGUCCACGCUGAGCGGUAGAGCCGGCGUUGGACAGCUUGGCUCGCUUGGUGCUGUGGGCUG
This is a messenger RNA of Trichoderma virens Gv29-8, 2755 nucleotides long. RefSeq lists its product as uncharacterized. Gene Ontology annotation, biological process: nucleobase-containing compound metabolic process. Gene Ontology annotation, molecular function: nucleic acid binding; 3'-5' exonuclease activity. Gene Ontology annotation, cellular component: nucleus; cytoplasm. The transcript has 2 exons. The record is from RefSeq and is a predicted model, not a curated record. Bases 131 to 2017 code for a protein of 628 amino acids. Lineage: Eukaryota; Fungi; Ascomycota; Sordariomycetes; Hypocreales; Hypocreaceae.